AAACAUAAUUGAGUUUAGAAAUCCUUUUUCAUUUAAAGAAAAAACACAUUUCAACGCCCGACCACAAACCUCUCCGAUCUCCAUUUCCUUUUCAGAUCUCGACCUUCUUCUCUCCCGCAUCUUCCAUUUUCCAUUUUCGUUCACUUAAUAACUCAUCACACUCCACUCUCCACUUUUUCUUUCCAUUAAAAUCACAAUAUUUAAAUUUUUUUACUAUUUUUUCUCAUAUUUUAUCUGAAUCAAUUUCUCACCCCUCUCGAGCACAGCAACCAUCGUGGAUCAGAUCAGGUUUUUCAAUUUUCGCGAUGGCUGCUCCUCCUGCAAGAGCUCGAUCCGAUUACGAUUAUCUCAUAAAGCUUCUUCUCAUCGGUGAUAGCGGUGUGGGUAAAAGUUGUCUCCUAUUGCGUUUCUCAGAUGGUUCUUUUACAACAAGUUUUAUCACAACCAUCGGCAUUGAUUUCAAAAUAAGGACAAUAGAGCUUGAUGGUAAGCGAAUCAAAUUGCAAAUAUGGGACACAGCUGGUCAAGAGCGGUUUCGAACCAUUACAACUGCUUAUUACCGUGGAGCAAUGGGCAUUUUGCUUGUGUAUGAUGUCACUGAUGAGUCAUCUUUUAACAACAUCAAGAAUUGGAUUCGCAACAUUGAGCAGCAUGCUUCUGACAAUGUCAACAAGAUAUUAGUUGGGAACAAGGCCGACAUGGAUGAAAGCAAAAGGGCUGUUCCAACUUCGAAGGGUCAAGCUCUGGCAGAUGAAUACGGUAUCAAGUUUUUCGAAACUAGUGCAAAAACUAAUAUGAAUGUGGAUGAGGUAUUCUUUUCAAUAGCCCGGGACAUCAAACAAAGACUUGCAGAAACUGACUCAAAGACUGAGCCCCAAACACUCAAGAUUAACCAACCAGACCAAGGAGCUGGGUCUGCUCAAGCCACACAAAAAUCUGCUUGCUGUGGUUCUUAGGGGCAGCUCUAGCAACUCAUUUGACCUAAGAAGUUAAUUUGGUCAAUGACUUUCAUCGGUGCUUGUAUUGUUCUUUUCUUAUUUUACAGUUGCUACUUAUUGGGUGUGAAUGGUAGAUUCUUCCAAUGUUGGGAAAUUAAUCAUAUAUCUAUUUAUUGCUGUAUCUGUAUCUGUAUCUGUUUUUUCUUUCUUCUUUUUUCAGGAACCUGACUAUAUGCAUAAUCUUUGCUAAAAAACAAAGAACAUCCUUGGCCUACUUGGUGCUCCAAUAUAUCAUAUUUCAGAAUCUUAGUGGUACUAUGAACCAAACUUUAUACA
Molecule: messenger RNA, 1274 nt
Organism: Vicia villosa (hairy vetch)
Lineage: Eukaryota; Viridiplantae; Streptophyta; Magnoliopsida; Fabales; Fabaceae
Product: ras-related protein RABE1a-like
Exons: 8
Coding region: 306-956 (216 amino acids)
Biological process (GO): regulation of exocytosis; protein secretion
Cellular component (GO): plasma membrane
Molecular function (GO): GTP binding; GTPase activity
Source: RefSeq, a predicted model, not a curated record